Pseudogymnoascus verrucosus is the source of this 3737-nucleotide messenger RNA. RefSeq lists its product as uncharacterized. Gene Ontology annotation, biological process: Mo-molybdopterin cofactor biosynthetic process. The record is from RefSeq and is a predicted model, not a curated record. Lineage: Eukaryota; Fungi; Ascomycota; Leotiomycetes; Thelebolales; Thelebolaceae. Gene Ontology annotation, molecular function: GTP 3',8'-cyclase activity; 4 iron, 4 sulfur cluster binding; cyclic pyranopterin monophosphate synthase activity. The transcript has 2 exons. Bases 125 to 2329 code for a protein of 734 amino acids.
GUUCUCCUUGACAUCUCCGGCCAUAUUUAUUUCUCGUCAACUACGUUCAGUCUAAUUUACUUUGACAAUGUUUGUUUCAUAGAUCUCUUCCAAUAUUCCUGGCCUUCAAGCAAGCUGAGGAAUCAUGGCCGUGGAGAAAUAUGCUCGGCGCUCUGGUGUGGCGUUGAUGCGCUCAAGCUGGAGGCCUCAUCUGCAACCACCAUUCUACUCCAUUACAGCAGCUUCUUACCACAAAUCAGCUCCGCAGCGAGAAUCAGCUGCGCCCAUCCUCGGAUCCCCAACUCCGGAACGCAUCCCAACCCACCCAGUCGACGCUCCAGAAUCUCCGCAAAAGUUCAAGCCGUCACGCUUUAAACGCAUUCAAGAGGCGGCGCCUUUCUCCUCCUUUCUUACCGACACCUUCUAUCGCCAACAUGACUACCUCCGAAUCUCUAUUACCGAAAAAUGCAACCUCCGGUGCCUCUACUGUAUGCCUGAAGAGGGUGUCCCACAGUCGCCACCAUCACACCUGCUCACCACCCCCGAGAUUGUUUUGCUAUCCGAGCUCUUCGUAUCUCAAGGCGUCACAAAGAUACGACUCACAGGCGGCGAACCGACAGUUCGAAAAGACAUCGUGCCAAUGAUGCAGCAAAUUGGACAACUACGAGGAGCAAGGGCUGGGAGAGAGGGAUUGAAAGACCUCUGCUUGACAACAAAUGGGAUUAGCUUGUGGAGGAAGCUAGAUCCAAUGGUAGAAGCAGGGCUGACUGGUAUCAACCUAUCCCUUGACACUCUGGAUCCCUACCAGUUUCAGAUCAUGACGCGUCGGAAAGGCUUCGAUGCAGUCCAGCGCUCUAUCGACCGGAUACUUGAAAUGAACGCCCUGGGUGCAGGUAUAAAGCUCAAGAUCAACUGUGUUGUCAUGCGUGGCCUCAACGACCGGGAGAUACUUGAUUUUGUUGAACUCGGGCGAGAGAAGGACAUCGAGGUGCGUUUCAUCGAAUACAUGCCCUUCGACGGCAAUAAAUGGUCGGAGGGGAAGAUGCUGCCAUUCCAAGAGAUGCUGGACCGCAUAAAAGAGAAAUAUCCCGGCGUGGAGAAGGUGCAGGAUCACAAGAACGAUACCAGUAAGACAUACAGAGUUUCUGGGUUUGUGGGCAAGUUCGGAUUUAUUACGAGCAUGACACAUAACUUCUGCGGCACUUGCAAUCGGCUGCGCAUCACAAGCGACGGGAAUCUAAAAGUCUGCCUGUUUGGCAACGAUGAAGUGUCUUUACGUGACAUUCUCAGGGAGAACAAUUCAGGGAACCCGAUAGACGAGGAAGCCUUCGAGGCAAUGAAGAAGAUUGAAAUGGAUCGAAGAGAAGGCCGAGUGGACGGUGCACUCGGCAUGCUGAAUAAUGAAAGUAAACUGCUGGACGUCAUUGGAAUAGCGGUUAAGGGAAAGAAAGAGAAGCAUGCCGGAAUGGGAGAGCUCAAGGACAUGAAGAAUCGGCCGAUGAUAUUGAUAGAUUCACCAGAAGUUGCAAAGUUGAAUUCACCCCAUGCCAAUAACCAUCUGAAUAUAUGCGACAUGCAGCCUACAGCUGUUUCUACUUCGACGAGGCGACAUGUGCCUCUACAUCUUCUCAGUAGCUUCCCUCGAACGUUUCUACGGCAUUACCACGCCGGGAAUAGGUUCCCAAAACUAUCUCCUGUACUGUCGCCGCUUCGCGCCACAGGAAAAUAUAGUCAACUGGGAGACCCUGUUAUAAUGCGCAUGAUCUCUUCCACGAAUUGCUUACCAGCAAAAUCUUCACCCAAGUCCCCCAUCCCGCCAGCCUCAGCCCCAAGACUCACACACCUAACUCCUUCCGGCAGCGCCCACAUGGUGGACAUUUCCGCAAAAGACCCCACCUCCCGCUCAGCAACAGCCGUCUGCUCGCUGUACUUUAGCAAUGCAACGGCGGCGCAGCUGAUAGCGGCGAACCAGAUGAAGAAGGGCGAUGUGUUGAGCGUCGCUCGGAUUGCGGGGAUUAUGGGUGCGAAGCGUACUUCUGAUCUGGUUCCGCUGUGUCAUCCACUGUUUAUCACACGUGUGCAGUUAGACCUGGAGCUUGUGCCUGGGGAAGUUUCUGCUGGUGAUGGCGUCGGCCAGGAAAACUAUGGACGUAUCGAUAUCAAGGCAGUUGUAGACUGCGAAGGGAAGACGGGGGUGGAAAUGGAAGCACUUACCGCAGCGUCGGUCGCCUCAUUGACAGUGUACGAUAUGUGUAAGGCUGUUGAUAAAGGGAUGAGGGUUGAAGGAUUGAGGGUAGUGAGAAAAGAAGGCGGCAAGAGUGGGACAUGGGUGGAAGGGAAAGGUGUUUAAUGCCAUCAUGUUCACAGAGAAAAAGGUUGCAUGUCCGUUAUUAUGAAUAUGCAAUGCAUUAUAUGGAGCUGACAGGUAACAUUGCUCUCUAUGGUUCUGUUUUGCCUUGAAACUUCCAGCUCGGAAUCAAUAAAGCCCCACUUGUACAGUUCGAACGAUUGCAAAGCAAUGUGGAUGUGGCAGCCGAAAAGCCUACAUCUUCAUAUCCCAUUCACAUUACUUCACAUCCUCGUCCUCGUCCUCAUCGUCUUCCGAGUUCUCCUCUUCGUCGUCGCUCACCUCCAGCACAAACGGUGCAGGACGCGGCUCCAGGAAAUAGAAACCGGAACGAUGGUAACUGCCACGGGCAUUUCGAUCGUUCCGGUUUUUAGCCACGGAUGAAGCAUUGGCAUCGGCCAUCUCCGUUUCCAUACAGUUAAGACUUCCAUCCAUGUCAGGGGCCUCCCAGGGCAUGAAUUGCGUUUGGGAAUCCACAGCAGUGUCGCCCAGCCCUGUACCAGGUCCACCAUCGAUAGGGGAGGUUCGCCACUUCACGCCUUUUUCUUGGAUGUCCACUUUGAUCCUCGCCACCGGUGGCUCCAAAAAAUGCCCCUGGAAACGCGACGCCUUGCUUUUGUUCUUCUUCUUUCCCUUUCCGCUCGUCGGGGCCCACUUCACGCUAUUAUCGCCCGCAGGUGCUCCUCCCCACAGCACCGGCUCAGCAUUCUCAUCUGCAUUGUCCUGUUUUGGUUUUGGGAUGUCCCAGCCUCCCCAGUCGAUUGGUUUGGGUCCAGGCUUUGGCUGUGGCUCUCUGUGGGCGGCCUGGAGAGCCGUAUAUUGCGGUCCGGGAGGUGGGACGUAGUUUUGGACGUAGAGGCCCAGGCGUUCGCGUCGAAAACUGAUACUGGAGUCCGAGCUGAGAUAGGUGGAGUUGGUGGGCACUGGGCCUGAAGGAUUUGAUGUCGAAGGCCGAUCUCUAUUUGAGAAUAUAUUUGUGAAGUUUGGGUCGGCACUGUGGGCGUCAGGCACCAGCGGCGGUUGACGGAACAAUGAUGAUUUGAUGCGGUAUUCUGUCUGAAUUAGAGAGUCCACCUCAUUUAGUAAAUUACUUACUGCCUGAUUUUGACCUCACUGGUUUGGAUCUAGAGCUAUGCUGGUCGUUGGGUGCCAUGGCGAUGAAGUUUUGGAGUCAACUAGACUGACGCUGAGAUGAAGUUUUGCUGCUCUGCAGUGUAAGAGAAAUGUUUGUUGACCUUGCUGUGUCGAAAGUGGACCUCAUUGUUCUGCUUCUUAACAUUACGCACCAAACCGGUCACUUAUCGUUGAAAUGAGUAUAUUUGCUGUAGUUUCGUGUUCUGAAAUAUACCACAGUAUCUAAUUAGGUGAGCCGUGGGGUAAAUAAUAACAACAAAUAUAUUGUAAAGGCCUG